UCAACACAUAGAACAAAAUGGAGGGUCCUCUGUCGUUUCUUCAAUUUAACCCUGCCUGUCUGAUACUCAUUGUUUCAGGAUUUUUAUUGGUGGAGUUCUUAGUCAACAAUUGGUGCGCUCCACAACAUAAUUUUGAAGAUCCUAGAUGUUGGUGUAACAUCAACAUCAUCGACAAAAAGUGCGAGAGCGAGACUCCUUUGGUAAGGAAUUCCGGACUUAGUCAUCGGGCUAAACUUUUGGCUAGCGUCAAAAGGAGGCUUGAUAAACAGUUCUAAAGCACUUUAUAAUUAUAUUUUACACAUAAGCAUUUAGA
Molecule: messenger RNA, 313 nt
Organism: Drosophila biarmipes
Lineage: Eukaryota; Metazoa; Arthropoda; Insecta; Diptera; Drosophilidae
Exons: 1
Coding region: 18-275 (85 amino acids)
Source: RefSeq, a predicted model, not a curated record